Molecule: messenger RNA, 6624 nt
Organism: Sporisorium graminicola
Lineage: Eukaryota; Fungi; Basidiomycota; Ustilaginomycetes; Ustilaginales; Ustilaginaceae
Exons: 1
Coding region: 1-6624 (2207 amino acids)
Biological process (GO): mRNA export from nucleus; protein import into nucleus
Cellular component (GO): nuclear pore
Molecular function (GO): structural constituent of nuclear pore
Source: RefSeq, a predicted model, not a curated record
AUGGCGGACGAUAACCCCGCUCCUGACGCUCAGGAGAUCCAGAGGCUGGUGCUAGCUGCCGCUGAUGCUGCUGACGCCCGACAACAGCAAUCUGCACCUACAUCCGCGGACGCUACCAUGCAGGACUCAACCGCAACACCUGCCGUCGCCCCUACUGUCACAUCAACACCUCUCCACGUGCAACUCCCACCUCACAUCUCUGCAGACCAGCUCACGCUUGCGUUGACAACACUGAGCGACGCAGAGCCGCGCCCGCUCAUCACCACUGAACGUAUCCAGUCUCCCGAUGCCGACCUAGUGCUCCACCUCUACGACAUUGCUGUCCGCUCGUUGGGUUGGAAAGAGCAAAUCUCGACGCUUCAAGAAGCUCAGCAAGGCUCCCAAGCUGCUCAACAGGCCGCUCAAGACCUCAGCCAUCAGCUGGAGCAGGAGCUUGAAAAGGAGAGAACGGCGGCGCUUGAAGCUUCGCGUCUCAAAGACAGUCUACAGACUGAAGUGGUCAACCUUCAAACUCAGAUCGGCUCCCUGCAGACCUCGCUUGAGAACGAAAAGCGAGAGCACGAGGCCGCCAAGCAGACAAGCUCAGAACUAGCAGCCGAGCUAACCGCCUCUCAGGCACAGACUGCCGCCCUUAAAAUCGACGUCGAGACGGAACGCCGAGCAAAGGAGCUCGUUCAAAGCGAAAAGGAUCGCCUUUCCGCGGAACUGGUUGGCGUCAGUGCACAGCUCACCACACUCAAAAGCUCCACGGAGACCGGCGUGCGUCAAGCUGCCGAAGUUCGUGGCAGGCUCGAAAAGUCCGAGCAGGAGAAGCGCGACAUCCUAGCCAGUCUUCAGCGAGAACGCGAGGAGAGCACGCGCAAGGCCGAAGAGAUCAAUACGCUGCUCACCCGCAAUCGCGAUGCACGCCAGGAAAUCUCACGCCUCGCCACAGAGGUGCAAGAGUCGCGCAGCCAAGAAAACAUCGCCAAGUUCAAGGUGCAAGGUCUCGAGCAGGAGAUCCAACUCACCAAGAAGGAUGCCGAGUGGGCCCAUGACCAGCUGCUCAAGCUCAACGAAACCUCCGCCACCUUCCGCGCAACCAAACGCGCCGAGCUCAGUCGCGUCCAGGCCGACUUGGAUAUGGCCCGUCAAGAAGCGGCCGUUGCACGCUCCAAGGUCGAAUCUCUCCAAGCCGCGUACAACGAGGCCAGCACUAGGCUCAGUCAGACCUCGGACAAGGUUGCAGAGCUUUCCGGCCGCCUCGCAUCGCAGGAAGACUCGUUCCGCUCUGAGGUUAGCAGCCAGAGUCAGCUCGUCAAGCUGCUCGAAAGGCGUGCCGAACACGCGUCGCAACGAAUCGCUGAGCUCGAAGACCAGUGGGAAGAGGUGCUCGAACAGUGUCGCCAGCGAGAGCAAGAGGCUUGGACAGAAACAGAGAAAGAGGCCAAGCUCCGUGAAGCUCUCGCAAAGGAGAACCAUGAACUCUCUGAGGCGCUCGACCGUCUUGCAGAGGGAGUCGGCAUCGGCCAAAGUCAGCGCGAGAACGGCGACGCUUUCCUGGACCAAACCCUCGAUGCUGCGAGCGAUGCCGGCGUCGACUUUGAUGUUCGCAGCACGGCUUCGACACCACGACGAGCAGGUUUGAUGGGCACAGCCUCUUCCUUCAACAACAGCUUCGGCAUCUCACCCACCGCAGAAAUCGCCAACCGAAUCCGCAAGUCCGGCAAGAGCUUCAGUCAAAUUUACAUGGAGCUUGCCAAGACACAAGAAGAGCUUCGUCGCGAGAGACUCGAAUCCAAGCGUCUGACUUCGGUCCUAGCUCAGGUGAUGGACGAGCUGCAGGAUCGGGCACCGCAGCUGCAGGCGCAACGCGAAGAGACCGAGCGCCUUGCUACCGACCUCGACGAGAUGGUCGGCCAGGUCGCUAUUGCCUCACAAGAGAGAGAUACAGCACAGGCCGAGGCCAAGCGUUUGCAGCUCGAUCUCGAGCGCAUCGGUCGCGAGAACGGCUUCAUGUCACAGCAGCUUGCCGACUUUGGACGUCAAGUGCGCGAGCUCACCAAGGCCAUCAUCAUGCGGGACGACCCUGACGCCGCUGCACGCCUCGAGGACGACGGGAGUCUUCUUGCCGAGCUGGAUGCCAUUGCUCCUCUUCCUGAGGCGCUGCCCGAAUCCGACACACAAGCCGUCAUCACCAACGAGCUCGUCACUUUCCACUCUUUGACCGAGCUCUGCAGCCAGAAUGCCCGGCUUCUGCAGGUAACGCGCCAGCUCGGGGCCAAGAUGGAAGAGGAGGAGCGCAACUACAGAGCGCGCCUUGCCGAGGACCAAGACGAUGCUGUCAACGAAGCGCGCGACCUGAUCGUGCGACUCGAAGAUGAAGUGCGACAGGAGCGUUACAAGGUGGAGGAGGUCAGCAAGGAGCGAGAUCUCUUCCGUCAGCUCUGUGCUACGGGCGGUCGCAGCGGCGAUGCCAAGGCAGGUGAAGAGGCGCCCUCGAGUGCCAAUGUGGCCACCAGCUCUGGCCUGCCUCUUGCUGAGUACGAGGCUCUGCGGUCUCGACACGAACGCCUCAAGACCGACACCGACGCCGAGCUUUCCCGCUAUCGUGAAGAGGUGCGAUCUCUGCAGAUAGAGAUGAGCAAGACCACCGUCACCUCGGCGCGUGAGCAAGCACUGCGUCAAGCUGCCGAGGACAAGUACGCCAACCUGCAACGAACCUUCGAACUCACCAAGACCGACCUGGACGAUCUGUCGAAGCGAGCAACGCAACUCCAAGAAAACUUGGCGCGCCGAGAUGUCUCUGUGCAGAUGCUGGAGGAGCAGCUCAUCCAAGCCCAAUCCAGCCAGGAGCAGCUCCGCACGCAGGUCGCGAGCUUGCAGGCCGAAAAGGAGAUCUGGAAGUCUUCCGAGUCUAAGCUGCUCGAAGAGAAUCGCGCAAUGCAGGUCGAGAGAAACAACCUGCAAGAGCUCGUUCGCACCACGCAAGCCAUGCAGACCGAGCUCGAACAAGGUGGCCGCGACAUUAAGUCGCGCCUCGAGCAAGACGUCAAGAGGCUCGAAGAGAUCAACGAAGAUCUCCGCAGCCGUCUCGCCGCCGAACAGGAUCUGUAUCGUCAGCUCAGCCUUCGCCGCGAGAUUGAGACCAAAGACCUACAGAGCCGCAUCGAUCUGUCCAGCUCGGAGCUCAGCAGCGCUCGAGAAGCGCUUGCCAUUGCCCGAACCAGUGCGGAUCACACGCAGCUGCGCGUGGAGGACUUGACUCGGCAGCUUGAGUCUACACAGGAGAAGCUUGGCAUCUACGAACGCCGCGACCAGCUCUCGCGCGAUCCUGUCGCGUUCCGUGCUCAAGCUGAUGUCGAACUCUCGAGGGAAGAGCAGCUCGAGAUCGAGCUGGCCGACCUGAAAGCCGGAAGGGCAGCCGCGCAGCUGGAGGUGCGGAAGAGCAAGCUCGAGGUGGAGCAGGCUCUAGCCGCAGUCGCUGAGAAGGAUGCUGCCCUCGCUUCUUUGACGCAGGAGCAUGAGCAGCUCAGGAACAGCACUUCAUCUGAGCUAUCAUCCAAGGCUGCCGAGAUCGACGCGCUACAGCAGCAAAUUUCUAGCGCUUCGUCUCAGCUCUCAGCUGUCCAGGUCGAGCUGCAGGAUCUGAAACAACAGCUGGACACUGAGCGCGCGGCGUUCCAGGCUGAGAAGAAAUCUCUCGAGGAUGCCAUUACAGAGCUCGGCACCGUCGAGGAGCGUGCUCGCGCCGAGCAAGAGGAUGUCAAGGGCGAGAUUCGCAAGCAUGUGCAAGCCGCAAAGGCGGCCCAGCUCAAGCUCGACGAAGUUACGAAACAGGUCGAGACGCUCACCACCGAUCUUGCAGACGCACGGGAACAACUCAAGAAAGUUCGACAGGAAGCCGGCGCGCUUCGCAGCUCCAAGGACUUGGCCGAAGCCGAAUGGGGCCGAGAGAAAGCCAGCUGGGAUGCCGUGCGCCAGGCACUUGAACGGGAAAAGUCAGAUCUCAAGCACAGGAUCGACGACCUCACGAUUCAGAAUCAGAUCCUCCACACGCAUCUCGAAGCCAUCAACGCGCAAGCCGACCAAAUGCGCCAGGCUGCGGCAGCACCUCUCCCAAGCGCUGACGUCGACAUGGAGCUUGAUCAGGCCAGCAACACUGUGGCUGCUUCCAGUGAGUCAGCUCCCGCUGCAGCGGCGGAAGGUGCCGAACCAACGGUCGAACCGACAGCACAAGCCGCAGGAGCGUCUUCUGAAGGCACCGGCGACAGCGCAGCAGCUCGAACCGCUGGGGAAGCAACGACGUCGGAGGCCCCUGCCGCUCCAGCUACAGACGUCGUGCAGGUCAAGAAGGAGGAGACAAGCACUUCAGGCUCUGAGCUGGCACACUCACUCAUGAAGCGUCGCGUUGACGAGCUUCACGAAGUGGUUGGAUUCCUCCGACGUGAAAAGGGAGUCGUUGAAUCGAAUUUGGAGAUCAACAAGCAAGACGUGUCUCGUCUAAAGCAGACAGUCGAGCAUCUCAACAAGACGCUCGCCGAGACGCGAUCCGAGCUCGACGCCGAGAGGACCAAGAACGUGUCCACCGCCAGCAGCGCCACUCAGCAUUCGGAGCUGCUCGAGAAGAUCAACCAGCUCAACGAGCUGCGCGAGAACUACAGCACGCUACAAGAGAGCGCAAAUCGUGCAGAUGCGCGCAUUGUUCAACUGGAUUCCGAGCUCAGAGCGGCGAACACGGAGCUUGAACCCGUCCGGGAGCAGCUGCGCAAUGCACAGAUCGAACUCGAAGCAUCGCAGGCAGAACUCAACGUGUUGCGCGAGGACAGCAAGCGAUGGCAAUCCCGAGCUCAGUCGCUUCUCCAGACGCACGGCAUCAACGAAGAGAUGCAAAAGGUCGAACAGCAGCGUGCUGAAGCCCAGCAAAAGGUGGAAGAGACAGAGAAAAGCUUGAAGGAGAAGGAAGCUGCGACGGAAGCCCUCAAGACCGAGCUGGAAGCUUCCAAAACCAAAUUUGAAGCGCUCAGGGAGCAGGCGCGAACGAGAAUUGCUGCCGAGCGAAAGGCGGUCGCUGAGAUUCAGGAGAAGUUGGCGGCUCUGCAACGGGAAAAGGACGAGGACGCAGCCAAGUAUGAGGAGGCAAUUGCGACGCACGGGGCCAACCUUGCUCAGCUCGUCAUCGAGCGAGAUGCUCUGAAGGAGCAGCUUGAGAAGGCUCAGGCUGCUGCUGCAACUUCUGCUGUCGAGGGCAUCGCACCUGCUUCUGGCACAGAAUCUACUACUGCGGACGACACUACCGCACCUGCCACCCUUGAUGGUGACGAGUCGGCGGCGUCCGCCACUGCCGGCCAACAGGCAGCCAUCGAAGCAGCGGUCGCCGAGGCCCAAAAGCAGUUCGAAGAGAUCAAGGCCAAGCUCGAAGCGGAAAAAGCAGAGGCCGAGGUGAUGCGUGACAAGCAUCUCCAGAGAGGAAAGGAGUUCCUUCGAGACAGACGCGCAGCCGAAGCCGAAGUCAAGGCCCGCGACGAGACAAUCGCCCAGCUCAAGCAGCAGUUCACCGAGAACAACGCGGAAGCGAUCGAAAAGGCGGUCCAGGAACGUCUUGCAGCCGCCAACGGUACCGUUACGGGCACUCAUGCCGCAGACACCGACUCGGAAGUGGCCGCGCUGCGCAUGCGUGUCGCCGAACUCGAAGGCAAGCUCCAAGCUGCCGAGACGAGGAUUCGGGAGCUCGAGGCUCAGCUUGCUUCCGCCGGCAGUGGUGAGCCGAUCUCUGCUGAUGUUGCAGAACUCAAGCGGGCCCAUGCUGAGGAAUUGCAACAGCUGCAGGCGUCGCUCGAGGACAAGUACGCACAAGCACCUGCCGCCCGUGGCGAAGACGGCGACAUCGAAUCGCAGGUGCAACUGCGCCUGAAAGAACUCGAGGACGAACGCGAGGUCGCUGUGCAGGAGGCCAUCGCUGCUGCGGUCUCUGCUCGCGAGACUGAGCUCAAGGCGCAGUAUGACGAGACAGCCAAGGCGCGCUUCGAAGCGGGUAAGAACGAGGCCAACUUGCGCAACACGCUCAUGAUCAAGCAGAAGGACAACAAGAUCGCUAAGCUCACGGCCGAGAUUGCCGCUCUCAAGGGCGAAGAGGCGCCUGGGGCUAGUGGCGGUGCCGCACCCGGUAGCACGCCGACGGGCCCCGCUGCUGCGGCUGCCGGUGCUGCUGCUGGGGGUGGAGCAGGAGGUGGACUGCCAACGCGACCGGGAGUGUUCAGUCGAGGCGCAGCACAAGCCGGCCGAGCGACCGCACGACCUGUCGUAGCCAGGCCGAUCCCUACAGGACCCGCCAACGCUACUACAGCUGGCGGCGGCGGCGGCGGCGGCGCUGCAAAUACGACGCCAACCACGAUCGCCUCGAUCCGCGGCGCAGCCGCUGCGGGACGAGGCGGGCGCAUCGCCAACGCUGCCGCGCGUGGGGGGCGCGGCGGUGCAACUGCAGGCGCCAAACGCAAGCUCUCCGCCCAGGGCCUUGCCACGGCCGCUGGCAACGCGGGCAAUGCCGGAGGUGCAGAGGCUGGGCAGGGUGGCGCGAAGAAGCCUCGCGCUGCGGGGGCUCCGGUUGCGAUCAAGCGGCCUGGUCAGGGUGGACAGGGGUCGUAG